Messenger RNA from Drosophila willistoni, 862 nucleotides. RefSeq lists its product as uncharacterized. The transcript has a single exon. Lineage: Eukaryota; Metazoa; Arthropoda; Insecta; Diptera; Drosophilidae. The record is from RefSeq and is a predicted model, not a curated record. Gene Ontology annotation, molecular function: RNA binding. Bases 73 to 840 code for a protein of 255 amino acids.
UUUAUUAUUACACGUGCUGAUACGAACAGCGGACCAUUUGUUUUGUUUAUUAUUAUUUUAUUUGGCUCUACCAUGUCGGAUUCAGACAGUGACUACGAAGUGGAGGCAUUUGUUAAGCCCAAGCGUGUUCGGCGCACAGUCCACGGUGAUUCUGCCGAUCUUCUGGGUAAUUUUGAUGAUGAGAAGCGCCAACAGAUUUUCGAUGGAACUUAUGUGGACAAAGAAGAGGAAAAACAAAUUUCCAGUGAAUCCGAGAAAGACGAAAGCGAACCCGAUGAAGAAGGAAAGCCAGAUAACGAGGAGGACAAGAAGCAAUCCGGAUCCGAGCAGGAAGAAUCAGAAUCGGAGGAGGAAUCGGUACCAGAAGGUCAUAUAACAAAGAAUCAAUUGGACAGCCUUUUGCGCGGAGCCUCUAAGACCAACAGACAUGUCCUCUAUGUGACAAAUCUAAACUUUGAGACCACAAAAGAUGAUCUAGAAUUGCACUUCUCUCGCGUAGGAUCAGUUAGAUCCAUAAGGAUUCCAAAGAAACGCCGCGGCGGCUUUGCCUUUGUUGAGAUGAACGAUUUGGAAAGUUUCCAGAAUGGCUUCCAGUUGCAUAAUACUGAACUACAAGGACGUAACAUAAAAGUCCAAAUAUCCGAAGCAGGCAAAAAGAAAUCGGCCAACAAGAAGAAUAUAAUCAAACAAAAAAAUCGAAAGCUAGCCGAGAUGCGUAACGAACAGAAGACUUUCACCAAAAGCGGCAAGUUCUAUGACAAGGAUCUGAAGAAGGAAAAGGCCAAGGAACUGAAAGCCAGAAAAAGAUGGCGCAAACCGGCAUCUAGACCUAAACCAUAAAUAAAUUCAGUGCAAAACUAAA